Cherax quadricarinatus is the source of this 2212-nucleotide messenger RNA. RefSeq lists its product as uncharacterized. The record is from RefSeq and is a predicted model, not a curated record. Lineage: Eukaryota; Metazoa; Arthropoda; Malacostraca; Decapoda; Parastacidae.
GCUGUUCCCUCCACCAGUCUCCGCCUCGCUACCUAUCUCCACAUUUAAUACUUAAUUCUUAUUAUAUAUGCAGAACUAUUUAAUAGUUUUAGAAGUUAUUUGAACGUAUGACAAAAUUUGGAGAUACUUGACGCUGUAAAUACAUUGCGGAAGGGGAGGAGAGGAACAUCGGAGAACUUACGUUUGGAUGGAUGAGCUGAAGAGAAAUGUUAUCCACAGGGUUUAGCUCCGUACCAUACUAGGGAAAAUAUUUAAGAGGAAUGUCGAGUUUAGGUUCUGGUCUAAAGUUUAUUAAAAUUACCAAUAUCAGGUUGAUUUUUUUUUUAUGGAAGGCGCGUAACCAAACUUCAGGAAAUCCAUUAUUACGCCAGCUGUAGAUAUGGGAUUGACGCGUUUCUCUUACCGCUGUAAUAUAGUGUUUCAAAAAGAUGGACCCGAUUUGAAAUAGCCGUAUCUCUGCAACCACGAACCGCCCAUGAAUGAAAGUUAUACCACUUAAAAGGGCGAGGCAUAGAGUUUGAAUUGAGCACCACCAGAUGCCUCUCCCAGCGCACCAUCAGCCUCCUGCACCAGUUAGUCACAAGAUGGCUACCCCACAGCACAAGGCAUUUUGCGUUCUGCAGUACGGCAGGACUGAAUCCGUAAUCGCGGUGCAGCGAGCAUUUCUACGGCGUUUUGGCAUUGAUCCGCCGAUGCCAAAGAGCAUUCGUCGUUGGUACAGACAAUUUGAGGAAACAGGCUGUUUAUGUAAGGGGAAGAGCACAGGGCGACCACGCACCUCUGAGGAAAAUGUGAGAAGAAUUCAAGAGAGUUUUCUGCGUAACCCGAACAAGUCCACUCGUCAUGCCAGCCGAGAACUUGCUAUCCCUCAUACGACUGUCUGGCGUUUGUUAAAACGACGGGAUUACCGACAAGAAGCUGAAGGAAAAGAGGAGGAGGUUGCCCCAAUAAAGGACAAAGAGACUGCAACAAAAGAUUCUGAAGAGCCUGAGGCACCAGCAGCACCUGCAAAGGGCCGGCGAGGUCGUAAACCAAAAAAGGUCUCAGUUGAGCAUUGCAAAUCAUGAAGUGUUUUCAAACGGAAUGCCGUUCAGGUGACCGACGGUAUUCGAGCUGAGUUCCCUGAAAUUGAGGUGGAACUCAACCCUCGGAAGCCUCGCAGUAAAACCUUUGAGAUAAUGGUAUCCUUUGAUGAUGGAAAGUCAGACCUGGUUUGGUCUGGUCUCGAUAAGGGACCCCCUCGCAAGUACAAGUUUCCUGAUCUUUCAGUUGUGCUCGAGGAAAUAAAAAACCGAAUGUAAAUGGGACACUUUUUAUUGCUGUGGUUUAGGGAUGCAAUCCUUUGCUGACCUGAUUAUUAUACUGGCAUUUAUGUUAGCUCUUAAAUCUCCCUUAAAGUUUAUAGAGAGGAUUAGUUUUGUAUGAGAAUUUGCAAGUGGUGUAGUUUUUGUUUUUGUCAGUGUGAAUCAAAGGGUGUUUUCUAAUCCAUAUUUUUUCUCUCAGCAUAGGGUUGCAUCAGAACAGAUAAUCCCUGGAAAUGUUUUAGGAAGAGAAUUUCAGUGAUCUUUAUAUGAAAGUCUGAAGGUAAAAGUUGUAUUGCACUUGCUUUAGACUGGAUGCUCCAGAUCACUAGUGAAAAUUUAGUUUCUACUCUAGUUUCCAGAGAUGAUCUUGAUUUAUUCAUACCAAACUGACUUAAAUUUAAGAGUCCCUAAUUGUAAUUUUACAAUAUGUACAAAGUUCACUGGUGCUGGCAGGGGUUCUGGAUGUAAAUAUGAACUUUGCACUACCCAUAUCAUGGCUUGAGGGACAAGUAAAUUCCCUUGGAGCUGUAUAUUGUGUGGUAUAAAGGACACUCAUCCUCUUCCAUUCUGCUUUCUCCUGUGGACACUGCAUUAUUGCCCAGCUACCAUUUUCUUUUUUUUUUUUUCUUUUUUGUGGUUUGGAAGAUUUAGAAUUUCUCGAUUAUAUUUUAGUAUAGUACUGAACUAGUACUACAAAUUUUAUUUUUAUUAGAAUUUUAAGAUACAGUACAGUAUUUAGAAUUCUUGCAUUAAUUUUCUCAAAAAAACGUCUAUUCCCACUAAGUGGUGCUAAGUUUCUUUAUGUAGCUGGAAACUGAUUUUAAAAUAUUGCUCAGAUUUAGUAUUAUUUAAUUUCUAUCCACCUGCUUAUGUAUUUUUAGAAACAAUAAAGUACACAAAAAAAGUGA